Molecule: messenger RNA, 495 nt
Organism: Protopolystoma xenopodis
Lineage: Eukaryota; Metazoa; Platyhelminthes; Monogenea; Polystomatidea; Polystomatidae
Source: the annotation of a GenBank genome assembly
AUGGCUCGGUCAGGUGACUCUGUCGACUACGUGGCGCAGUCCAGAAUCAAUCAACUGGCGCGUACCUACUGGCUUCCAGAUGAUGAGAAGAUAGUAAAUUCUCAAGAAGGGACUGAAACCGAGCAUCCAUGGUCUCAUUUCCGUGAAGAACUUGUGAUUACCAUCUACCGUGAAGAACUAUUAGCUACUGGUUUCUCGCACAAACGUUGCCAACUUCUUGAGAUCAGUCAAUAUCUUGAAACCUACUUGUGGCCCAAUUUCUCUGGACCGGACCCCGAUUUCGAAGAUCAGGGCAACACUGGCUCUUCGUCACGUUUGCUGCCCAGUCGCGAACAUGUUUUGUCUCUCUGCGUUAUGGUCAACGAGAAGGCUAGGGAGCGUGUCCCUAUAUGGACUGUGAGUUUUAUUUCUGUUAUCAAUAUUUUUAAAAUGUAUUUCCUAAACCAUCCCCAGAUCAAAAUGUGCUUUCUUUUUCUGGAGUAUAUUGGUUCCUAA